AUACAGAUUAAAAAUACUUGUCAGAUUUUGACAGCACUGGCUGAAAGUGAUGGAAAGAAUAUAGCGGAAAAUUACAUCGAAAUGGAAAACUUACAGUAACAUGUUCAGGGCCACAUCCAAAUAAAAAAUAGUAAUAAUGUCUGAAGUGUACACACAACGGAUCCAGUGACCGUUUAGCAUACAAGAUAUCUACAAACAAAUACAAUGUCGGGCGGAAGGCGUUCAGUGUGUAUAUUACGUUCUCUGCGGCGAACAGCGCGACUGUCGGCAGUGGCGUUGCGCCGCGCUGUUCCGGGACACGAGGGUGGCUCGGAGGAGCGCGACACCGCUCGCCGAGUGCUUCUCGGCGUCGGCACACUUGGGGUGGCACUCAUCGCUGCUGAUCAUGUCUUUAACGAGAAACGUUUCUUCAAGGCUGCUCAAAUGGGAAACAUUCAAGAAAUAAGGAGACAAAUUGAUGCAGCCAAGGCCAAUCAAGACCGGCGUAAUAGGAAGGGCAGUGAUGAGGGUGUGGUGGACUACCGCCAUCCUUUGGGCUGGACGGCGCUGAUGGUGGCUGCUGCUAACGAUCAGCCUGAUGCCGUCGAGGAGCUGCUGCGGCUCGGCGCCAAGCCCGAUUUGCAGGAGAAGUACGCGGGCGCGACGGCAGCGGCGGGUCCGGCCGGCAUGCACCCCCUGGAAGCGCUGCAGCGGCGCGAGGAGGAGUUCUGCAGCAGCAUGAACGCGCGCGCGUCGUUCCUCGGCUGGACGGCUCUGCACUACGCCGCGCUGGCGGACUCAGCGGGCGCGGCGCGGGCGCUGUUGGAGGGCGGCGCCGACCCGACGGCGCGCGACCACGCCGGCCGCCGCGCGCUGCAGUACGCGCGCGACGCCUCGCCCACGCGCGACCUGCUCACGCAGCACGCGCGCCGCUGGGAGGAGGCCGCCGCCGCUGCCGCUGCCGAGGAACGUCGCCGCUUCCCGCUCGAGCAGCGCUUGCGGCGACACAUCGUGGGCCAGCGCGCCGCCAUCGAGACCGUCGCCGCCGCCGUGCGCCGCAAGGAGAACGGCUGGGCUGAUGACGACCACCCCCUAGUGUUCCUCUUCCUCGGCAGCUCUGGCAUCGGCAAAACGGAGCUCGCGAAGCAGCUCGCGCGAUACAUGCAUCGCGAUGACCCGGCCGCCUUCAUUCGUCUUGACAUGUCUGAGUAUCAGGAGAAACACGAGGUGGCGAAGCUGAUUGGCGCGCCGCCUGGGUACGUGGGCCACGAGGAAGGCGGGCAACUGACGCGUGCGCUGUCGCGUCGCGCCGACGCCGUGGUGCUGUUCGAUGAGGUGGACAAGGCACAUCCUGACGUGCUCACGGUACUUCUGCAGCUUUUCGAUGAGGGUAGACUGACGGACGGGAAGGGUAAGCUGAUAGAGUGCAAGAACGCGAUAUUCGUGAUGACGUCGAACCUGGCGGCAGACGAGAUCGCGCAGCACGGGCUCGGGCUCCGGCGCGAGGCCGACGCGCGCGCCGCCCGCCGCGCUCGCCCCGCGCUCGCGCCCGACGCGCCCGACACCGCCGCGCCGCCCGCGCCGUCCGCGCCACCCGCGCACCUCGCCGCGCCGCCCGCCGCGCCGCCCGCCACCGACGACGACGAGUUGGUCGAGAUAUCACGCCACUUCAAGGACAACGUGGUGCGCCCGAUCCUGAAGAGACAUUUCGGCCGUGACGAGUUCCUCGGACGGAUCAAUGAGAUCGUAUAUUUCUUGCCAUUCUCGCGCCAAGAACUGCUGACGCUAGUUAACAUGGAGCUGAGUCGUUGGGCCGAGAAGGCGAAAGCUAAGCACUCGGUCGACCUACAGUGGGAGGGGGGAGUACUGGGCGCGCUGGCUGACGGGUACGACGUGCACUACGGCGCGCGCUCCAUCAAGCACGAGGUGGAGCGGCGCGUGGUGAACCAGAUCGCGCUGGCGGCGGAGCGCGGCGCGCUGGGGCGCGGCUGCGGCGUGCUGCUCACGGCGCGCGCCGGCCGCCUCAGCCUCGCCGUGCGCCGCCCGCACGCCGCCGACUACACGCCGCUCGACCUCGCCGCGCUCUGAACGCCGCCUCACCUCGCCUCACCUCGCCUCCCUCACCCAACCCAACCUGACCUAGCAGUUUACAUCACUUACCACGUCCACCACCUUUCUGACAACUAAAUAAUUAUUAUUAUUCCUACGUAGAGGAAACAAUAGCUACUUACGCACCGUUUAAAUAUAAUCAAAUAUAAAAUAUAUAAUAUCAUCCUUAUUUAUUUGUCAGAAUGUGUAUUUUUUACGUUAAACUUUAUAGAACUGUGAUAAAAUAUGUUUCUUGUAAGAUUUAUGUAGAGAAAUCGAUUAAACGGGUAGUAAUAAAUAAUUAAACCUAAUA
Manduca sexta (tobacco hornworm) is the source of this 2380-nucleotide messenger RNA. RefSeq names its product caseinolytic peptidase B protein homolog. Gene Ontology annotation, molecular function: protein binding; ATP binding; ATP hydrolysis activity. The record is from RefSeq and is a predicted model, not a curated record. Gene Ontology annotation, cellular component: cytoplasm; mitochondrion. The transcript is spliced from 7 exons. The coding region runs from base 205 to 2067 and encodes 620 amino acids. Gene Ontology annotation, biological process: cellular response to heat. Lineage: Eukaryota; Metazoa; Arthropoda; Insecta; Lepidoptera; Sphingidae.